AUAUAGUGAAUGCAGGGUCCGGGGAGAGCGGAUAUAGUGAAUGCAGGGUCCAGGGAGACCAGAUAUAGUGAAUGCAGGGUCCAGGGAGACUGGAUAUAGUGAAUGCGGGGUCUGGGGAGAUCAGAUAUAGUGAAUCCAGGGGUCCAGGGAGACCGGAUAUAGUGAAUGCAGGGUCCGGGGAGAUCAGAUAUAGUGAAUGCAGGGUCAUGGGAGAUCAGAUAUAGUGAAUGCAGGGUCUGGGGAGAUCAGAUAUAGUGAAUGCAGGGUCCGGGGAGACCAGAUAUAGUGAAUGCAGGGUCCGGGGAGACCA
This is a messenger RNA of Staurois parvus, 310 nucleotides long. Lineage: Eukaryota; Metazoa; Chordata; Amphibia; Anura; Ranidae. The record is from the annotation of a GenBank genome assembly.